Messenger RNA from Brassica napus (rape), 2450 nucleotides. RefSeq names its product silicon efflux transporter LSI2. Gene Ontology annotation, cellular component: membrane. The record is from RefSeq and is a predicted model, not a curated record. Gene Ontology annotation, biological process: regulation of DNA-templated transcription; transmembrane transport. NCBI's taxonomy places the organism in Eukaryota, Viridiplantae, Streptophyta, Magnoliopsida, Brassicales, Brassicaceae. Bases 168 to 2390 code for a protein of 740 amino acids. The transcript has 7 exons. Gene Ontology annotation, molecular function: DNA binding.
AACAUUGUUAAACUUCUUGAAAACUGGUGAACAAAGAAGAUCUGGAACAGAGAACCCAAGAGAGAAAAAGCUUUUUGGGUUUCAAAAAGCAAACUGAAAAGAGCUGACUUUCUUUAAUGUCUUAACUAUAAAAGAGACGAUUGUUCCCUAAUCGCAAUUGUUUUAGCAUGGCAAUGGCGCCUGUAGUGAAGCUGGUCCUAGGCUCAAUAGCCUUCGCAAUAUUCUGGAUACUAGCGGUCUUCCCGUCCGUACCAUUCCUCCCAAUCGGUCGAACCGCCGGUUCCCUCUUCGGGGCCAUGCUCAUGGUCAUCUUCCAAGUCAUCACCCCCGACCAAGCCUACGCCGCCAUCGACCUCCCCAUCCUCGGCCUCCUCUUCGGAACCAUGGUCGUGAGCAUCUACCUCGAGAGAGCCGACAUGUUCAAGUACUUGGGCACGCUGCUCUCUUGGAGAAGCAGAGGACCCAAGGACUUGCUCUGCCGCGUGUGCCUCGUCUCCGCUGUUUCCAGCGCUCUUUUCACUAACGACACUUGUUGUGUGGUCUUAACCGAGUUCGUGUUGAAGAUCGCUAGGCAGAAGAAUCUUCCUCCUCACCCGUUUCUCCUCGCUUUGGCCACGAGUGCUAAUAUAGGCUCCUCCGCUACUCCUAUUGGGAACCCGCAGAAUCUUGUUAUUGCUGUUCAGAGCAAGAUCUCGUUCUGGGAGUUUCUUCGUGGAGUGUUUCCCGCGAUGAUCGUUGGGAUUACUGUUAAUGCUGUGAUGCUUCUCGCUAUGUACUGGCGGAUAUUGUCUGAUCAUAAAGAAGAGGAAGAGAAUGAAGUUUCUGAAGGUGUUGUUGCUGUUGAGGAAGAAGAUGUUACGUCCCAUCGAUUCUCUCCAGCUACGUUACCUCAUCUAAGCUCUUUCAGAUCGGAAGAAACUAACGGGAGAACGGAUCCUGAGACGCUCAGGAACAGAGGGGCUUCCUCUGGUGAGAGCAGUGCGUCUAGAGACCACCAAGCUGACACUGAGUCGCAAGGAGAGAGCUAUCCUACAACCAUCAACAGCAAUGUGUUGUUGUUUCAAACCAAGAGAUGGAGACGGGUUUUGUGGAAAUCAAGUGUUUAUUUAAUCACGCUUGGGAUGCUGAUCUCUCUGCUUAUGGGUUUGAACAUGUCUUGGACUGCGAUCACCGCGGCGUUAGCUCUUGUUGUUCUUGAUUUUAAAGACGCGAGGCCUUCUCUUGAGAAGGUGUCGUAUUCGCUUUUGAUCUUCUUCUGUGGGAUGUUUAUAACCGUGGAUGGAUUCAACAAAACUGGUAUCCCUACGGCUCUGUGGGAUCUCAUGGAGCCGUAUGCGAAUAUCGAUGAAGCUAAAGGAACCGCGGUGCUAGCACUUGUGAUUCUUGUCCUAUCCAAUGUAGCCUCCAAUGUACCAACAGUGUUAUUGUUGGGAGCAAGAGUAGCGGCAUCAGCGGCGGCAGGGGAGGAGGAGAAGAAGGCGUGGUUGUUGCUGGCGUGGGUUAGUACGGUGGCUGGAAACUUGACGUUGCUUGGUUCAGCAGCUAACUUGAUAGUGUGUGAGCAAGCUCGUAGAGCAGUGAGCCAUGGAUACACUCUCACUUUCACUAAACACUUGAAGUUUGGUUUACCUUCAACGCUCAUCGUUACGGCCAUUGGUCUCUACCUUAUCAAGUUUCGUCCGACGGACGAGGAGCUCGUGGAACAUUACCUCCGUCCGAAAAAUAACGGCGGCGGUUCCACCACGAGCAGCCAAAUCAUUAACACUGUCAAUAUCUGCAACCUUGAUCCUUGGGAAUUGCCUCCGCUGUCGAGGAUGGCGUCGAGUGAUCAGGUUUGGUAUUUCUUCGGACGCAAGGAAAGCAGAUACAACAGAGGUGAGCGACAGAAGAGGAAAACCAAGUCUGGUUUUUGGAAGAAAACCGGUAAGACCUUGCCUAUCACGCGAAAGAGCGGUAACCACGAAACCAUCGGUGAGAAAAGGGUUUUGAUGUUUUACACGAACGGUUCCAGAUCCAACUGGGUUAUGCACGAGUAUCGCGCUUCUUGCCUCUCUCCUAAUGACAGCGGUGCAUAUACAAUCUGCAAAGUACAGUUUAAGGGUGAAGCGAGUGAGAUCUCUUCUUCCUCCGUUGUCGACCAUGUUGUGCACACUCACUCUUUACCCUCUCCUAUGAACAAUCCUGUAGGAUCUGAGAGUCCAAGUCAGUUUAGUGGUAAUCAGCAAGCAAUGCAGUUUGAUGCUGAAACUGAGAUGGAUUUCGAAGAUUUGUUAAACUAUGAUUUGAAUAGCUUGCUUGAUUCUGACGGUGAUGAACAGAGUAAGCCUGCUUCCAUGCCAAGUCAACUACCAGUGUCUUCAUUGGUCAUAUAUAGCAGUGAUGAUGAUUAGUGAUUCUGUAACACGAUUUUACUAUGUCCCUUGAUCAACAAGAAAGGAGCUGUUUUUUUG